UUCUAAGCAUAACCCUUCUGGAGUGUCUGACUCCCCCUUGUGAAGGAUAUUAAACAGAGAGGGAACUAGGAGUCCUCUCAACUCACUGCAGCCAUGACAGACAAAGACAUCGAUGUGAAGAAGCCCAACAGAAAGGUGGAUGUGUGUGGGUAUCCUCUCAGUAUCUUCUUCAUCGUGGUCAAUGAGUUCUGUGAACGGUUCUCCUACUAUGGCAUGCGAGCGGUAUUGGUGCUGUACUUCAGGUAUUUCCUGAAGUGGGAUGAUGACCUGGCCACCUCCAUCUACCACACCUUCGUCGCUCUCUGCUACCUGACUCCUAUACUGGGGGCCAUCGUGGCAGACUCCUGGCUGGGGAAGUUCAAGACUAUUGUCUAUUUAUCCAUCGUCUAUACGGUGGGACAGGUUGUCAUGGCAGUAAGCGCCAUACACGACAUCACAGACACAGACAGGGACGGGACCCCUGACAACAUGACCUUCCAUGUGGCCAUGUCUAUGGUUGGCCUGAUUCUCAUCGCUCUGGGAACAGGGGGCAUCAAACCCUGUGUCGCUGCCUUUGGAGGAGACCAGUUUGAAGACCACCAGGAGAAACAGAGGAGCACGUUCUUCUCCAUCUUCUACCUUUCAAUCAAUGCUGGUAGUCUCCUGUCCACCGUCAUCACACCCAUCCUCAGAGGCCAGGAGUGUGGUAUCCACACCCAACAGAAGUGUUAUCCUCUGGCCUUCGGCGUCCCGGCAGCCCUCAUGGUGGUGGCUCUCAUCGUGUUCAUUAUGGGCAGUGGCAUGUACAACAAGACGGCUCCUAAAGGCAACAUUAUGCUGGAGGUCUGCAAGUGUAUCGGGUUUGCCAUAAAGAACCGCUUCAGGCAUCGCAGCAAGACGUUCCCUAAGAGAGAACACUGGAUGGACUGGGCCGAUGAGAAAUAUGAUAAACUGCUGGUGGCCCAGGUGAAGAUGGUGCUGAAGGUUCUGUUUCUCUACAUCCCCCUUCCCAUGUUCUGGACUCUGUUUGACCAACAGGGCUCCAGAUGGACCCUCCAGGCCACCACCAUGGACGGAAACUUUGGAAUUCUCAUUGUGCAGCCAGAUCAGAUGCAGGUGAGCCACGUCCCCUACCGUUAUACGCUAACAACUUAA
Messenger RNA from Salvelinus fontinalis (brook trout), 1134 nucleotides. Its product is annotated as solute carrier family 15 member 1-like. Bases 94 to 1134 code for a protein of 346 amino acids. The record is from RefSeq and is a predicted model, not a curated record. Gene Ontology annotation, cellular component: membrane. Gene Ontology annotation, molecular function: dipeptide transmembrane transporter activity. The transcript is spliced from 13 exons. Lineage: Eukaryota; Metazoa; Chordata; Actinopteri; Salmoniformes; Salmonidae. Gene Ontology annotation, biological process: oligopeptide transport; transmembrane transport.